AUCUCGCUCACAUCGUAAUUGGUUUCUGCUCUCUUCCCAAGGAAGCAUGGCUUUUCGCCGUUUAUCUUCGUGUCUUGGCAGAACCCUGCUAAAAUGUUCCCGGCCCCAGCCACUGGCAGCGACACGGAUGGCAUCUCAUUUCCCCAUAGACGAUUCCCUCUUUGGAUUAACCGAUGAACAGAAACAGCUCCGAGAAUCCGUAUUCCAGUUUGUCCAGAAGGAACUUGCUCCAAAAGCUCAUGAAAUUGAUAAGAAUAAUAACUUCAAGGAAAUUCGAGAAUUCUGGUUAAAAUGUGGUGAAAUGGGUUUGCUUGGAAUCACAGCUCCCGGUGAGUUUGGAGGUUCAGAAGGUGGCUACCUUGAUCAUUGUAUUAUUAUGGAAGAGAUGUCACGAGCAUGUGGCGCCAUUGCUCUCAGUUAUGGGGCCCACUCCAACCUUUGUGUCAACCAAAUUGUACGGAAUGGAACGCAAGCACAGAAAGAAAAAUAUCUGCCAAAAUUAAUAUCAGGUGAACAUAUAGGUGCUUUAGCCAUGAGUGAACCAGGAAGUGGAUCCGAUGUUGUCUCUAUGAAGCUCAAAGCUGUAUUUAAAGGUGACCAUUAUGAACUGACAGGAAACAAGUUUUGGAUUACAAAUGGCCCAGAUGCUGACGUGUUAGUGGUUUAUGCUAAGACUGAUCCUGACAAUGUAAAACCUCAACAUGGUAUUUCAGCCUUUCUAGUAGAGAAGAAUAUGCCUGGUUUCUCAGCGGGACCUAAACUCGACAAACUUGGAAUGCGUGGCUCCAGCACUUGUGAAUUGAUCUUCGAAGGUUGUAAAAUACCAGUGGAGAACAUGCUUGGUGCCAAAAACGGAGGAGUUUAUGUUCUAAUGAGUGGUUUGGAUUACGAACGGCUGGUCCUUGCCGGUGGACCCUUGGGGUUGAUGCAAGCCUGCUGUGAUGUAGCCUUCGAGUACGCCCACAUCCGUGAACAGUUCAACACCAAAAUCGGACACUACCAGAUGAUCCAAUCAAAGAUGGCUGAUAUGUACUGUUCCCUAAAUGUGUGUCGUUCCUAUGUUUAUAACGUUGCCAAAGCUUUGGAUGCAGGUACAAGGGCCCCUAAUGAUUGUGCAGGUGCUAUACUCUACGUAGCUGAGGCAGCAACAAAAGUUGGUUUGGACGCUAUUCAAAUCCUUGGUGGAAAUGGUUACAUAAAUGAUUACCCUGUUGGAAGAAUUACUCGUGAUGCAAAACUCUAUGAAAUCGGUGCUGGCACCAGUGAAGUCCGACGCCUUAUCAUUGCUCGAGCCAUCAAUGCCUUCUAUCGAUAGAAUUUUCUUUUGUUUUAGUUCUUCCUUUUUCUUUUUCUCUAUGUCAGUCCACAAGGCUAAUUAACUGACUCACCUGUGAACACCUGUGAAUAUUAAAGACUGUAGAUGCACAGAAUAACAUAAUAAGUCAAUUGUGUUCAAAUUUGGGUUUGUUGGAGGAGAAGCCUUGUUUUUGUUUUGAGGGGGCAAAUUUGGCAUGAAGGUGACUUGGGAGUUUAAAGAAUUUGUUGAUAUAUUAUUAGCUGUAUAUUUGAAAACUGAAAUGAAAUACUAAAAGACAGUCACACCCUGGUACAACUGGAAAAGAAUACCUAAAAAAAAAAAAAAUGAUGAAAUAUGGAAAAUUGAUUAAAGUAUCGUUUUUAGUAAUA
This is a messenger RNA of Octopus sinensis (East Asian common octopus), 1686 nucleotides long. Its product is annotated as isovaleryl-CoA dehydrogenase, mitochondrial. The transcript has 12 exons. Gene Ontology annotation, molecular function: 3-methylbutanoyl-CoA dehydrogenase activity; flavin adenine dinucleotide binding. The coding region runs from base 47 to 1315 and encodes 422 amino acids. Gene Ontology annotation, cellular component: mitochondrion. The record is from RefSeq and is a predicted model, not a curated record. Gene Ontology annotation, biological process: L-leucine catabolic process. NCBI's taxonomy places the organism in Eukaryota, Metazoa, Mollusca, Cephalopoda, Octopoda, Octopodidae.